Messenger RNA from Drosophila obscura, 954 nucleotides. It is a transcript of the gene UbcE2M, whose product is annotated as nedd8-conjugating enzyme UbcE2M. The record is from RefSeq and is a predicted model, not a curated record. Lineage: Eukaryota; Metazoa; Arthropoda; Insecta; Diptera; Drosophilidae. The transcript has 3 exons. The coding region runs from base 240 to 791 and encodes 183 amino acids.
CACUGCACUCCACUCACUCAAAGUGAUUUUUUUUCACAUAAAAUUUAAAUUGACGGUCUAAUUAUAAAUUUUAACAAAUUGCACGGUCAAUAUUGCAGAAUUAAAAAUAUACACUCAAUUUAGGAAGCAAAACGCCAGCUAACAAAGAGCUGAAAUAACCCGCGAAUCAUCCGCAGUAGAAACGAAACGCCAGCGAAGACGAGGACGCCAAUCAUAGCAGCCAACAAAAAUAUAGAAAAAUGAUUAAACUCUUCUCGCUGAAGCAACAAAAGAAAGACGGCGAACAAAAAGGGAGCGGUGGUCAGCAAAAGAAAGCAUCGGCUGCCCAAUUGCGCAUACAAAAAGAUAUUAGCGAACUGAACCUGCCAAAAACUUGCGUGACAGAAUUCCCGGAUUCCGAUGACUUGCUCAACUUCAAAUUGAUCGUUUCGCCCGACGAAGGUUUCUACAGAGAUGGGCGCUUUGUGUUCAACUUCCGCGUGGGAUCCAACUACCCGCACGAGCCCCCAAAAGUGAAAUGUGCAACGCAGGUCUACCAUCCGAACAUUGAUCUCGAGGGCAAUGUGUGUUUGAAUAUAUUGCGCGAGGACUGGAACCCAGUGCUGACCAUUAACUCGAUAGUCUAUGGCUUGCAGUUUCUAUUUUUGGAACCCAAUCCGGAGGAUCCGCUGAACAAGGAGGCCGCCGAUGUCCUGCAGAGCAAUCGUCGCCAGUUCGAGUACAAUGUGAAGAAGGCGAUGCGCGGCGGUUGUGUGGGCGAGACCUACUUCGAGUGCUGCCUCCUCAAGUGAUAUAGGAAAUCAAACAGUCUUUUUAAUUUAAGCCUGGCCCCGCAUUAGAAACGAUGAGGACGAAGAGCAGAUGCAGAUGAGUUGGCAUGCCAGCGGACAACAGAAUCAACAAAUUAUUGUAAUAAAAGAGAGCACACGAAGAACACGAAGAAGCAAAACCACA